AUGGCUAUAUAUAGAGAAGGAAAGAAGCGGAAGAGAAGUUUACAGCCAACUCUUGGGGAAACCCUUUCUAUAAAAAUUUGAACCUUCUCUCCAGAGCACAAGAAAGUUGUAGAAAAGUAAAACCUGAAAUCUUCCAUCAAUGGCGGACUUAAGAGCAAGGAACGCAUGCAAUAGAAAACAAACUCGCCGGUCAUCCUCUACGAUAAAAGUUCUUCCAAAAGAAUUGUUAAUGGAAGUUUUAGCGAGGGUUGCCUCUGGUUCGGUUUCUGACCUCUACAAGGCUAAAAUAUGCUGUAGGGAAUUCCUACAUGCCGCCGACGAUGAUUAUGUAUAUGAACAUGUAUCUCUGGAGAAGUUUCCGGUAAUUCCAUGGUUUAUUACAGAGAAAGAGUUUUCAUUUUUGAAACGUUGCAAGGAAAGUGGAAAUUCAGAGAGUUUAUACAGAGAGGGAAUGGUGGAAUACUUCAGUUCUUUAAAUUUAAAGUCAGGUCUUGAGAGUUUAAGGCUGGCUUCCCAAAAGGGCCAUAAAGAUGCAAAGUACGUAUAUGGUAUGAUUCUGAUAUGCUCCGAUGAUGAAGAGCAGAGAAAACAGGGACUUCAACUUUUACGUUUCUUGAGAAUGUCCAAGUGCAUUAGAAGGAGUAGGAACAGGGUAAAAAAGUUUAUCUGGAGCAUGUGGGUGAGAAAUCGUGUGGUUCGGGAUCGUAGACCCUUGUGCCAUUUUCAUAAAUUUGAUAACAGUCGGAGAUUGCACAGUAUUUCAAGAGGAUGGCCUCCCUUUGAAGAAGACGAUGGUAUUGAUAUUUCGUGUGAAUAUUGUAUAGGUGAUUACGAACUAGGUUUGUUUUGUGACUUGCUACGUGUAUAGUUCACUCAACCCCCGUAAGGAAUGGUUGAAAUUGUGUGGCUCGAAAUAGCCAGCAUCCAGCGUUGUUCCUUUUCUCUUUUUUCUUUUUUUUUUAACCCCAACAUGUGCACCAAGAAAAUCUCACCAGUGUGUAUUAUUUAAAUUUGAUUUAAACAAUUUAUAUUUUAUACUCUUUUUUUUACAUAAAAAACUACUUUUAAUUUUAAGUGCAAUUAGAAAUUAUUUUUCAUUUCGCAUUUUACAAAAUUUAAAAUCAAAUUAUAUCGAACGUUAAGAUAAAAUAUGAACUGUCUUAGUUUAAUCUAAGCAGUUGGAGAGAAGACAAAAGGACCUACGUACGUUAUAGGCAACCAAAUCUCAUCACUUCCCAAAUGAUAAAACUAGAGAUACGCACUCAGUUGUAU
Molecule: messenger RNA, 1272 nt
Organism: Prosopis cineraria
Lineage: Eukaryota; Viridiplantae; Streptophyta; Magnoliopsida; Fabales; Fabaceae
Product: F-box protein At2g35280-like
Exons: 1
Coding region: 140-868 (242 amino acids)
Molecular function (GO): protein binding
Source: RefSeq, a predicted model, not a curated record